Paramecium primaurelia is the source of this 1355-nucleotide messenger RNA. Lineage: Eukaryota; Ciliophora; Oligohymenophorea; Peniculida; Parameciidae. The record is from the annotation of a GenBank genome assembly.
AUGUUCAAAGUAAUUUCAAUGGCUAAGUUUAGCUUUUUAAUUGUGAACGAAACCUCAAAUACAUUUUAAGAAUCAGGUUGAAUGCUACAGUGGGAUGGAUAACCAAGACUAAUAGACUUUGUGGAUUCAUUAUCCAUGUAGGUAACAAACAGAAAAAGUUUUAUAGUGACGAUAGUUCUAUUCUUGUGAAGUAAAAAAUGUCUUUUUCUUAGAUUUAAAGAGUUACUUGCUUGUAAAGUAAGUUUUUAUAAUGUUUAUGAAUUCUAUGACUUUAAAGAGUAAAUUGGAAAAGGUGCUUCAUCUAGAGUAGUGAAAGCUUUCUGCAAAUUUACAUAGAAAUUUGUUGCAAUCAAAAUAAUUGAUAAAACCACUCUUAAACCUUUAAAUUAUGUACCUAAUCCAUUUCUAUUUCUAGGCUUCUUUAGAAUAAGAAAUUGAAAUAUUAUUGAAAGUCAAAGACUCCAUAUAUUGUUCUCAGAUUAUCGAAAUUUAUUAGAGCCAAUAUGCUUUCUAUAUUGUUAUGAGAUUAUUGAGUGGACAAUCAUUGUCUACUUAUCUAGAAAAUCAGUAAGGAGAAAUCUAAAAGAAAUUAACAAAUAAACAAAUCUUGUAAAUCAUGAGAAGACUACUAGAAGGAGUAAAUUACUUACAUUCAGUUGGAGUACAUAAAUUUUAUUUAAAUUAUAAUUUAGAUCAUACACAGAGAUAUUAAGCCUGACAAUUUGAUGUUAGGUGAAUAAGAUAAUUUUGAUACAAUCACAUUAAUAGAUUUUGGAUUAUCUACAUUUACUAAGAUCAACAGAUACUUAUUUUAUAAAUGUGGUACUCCAGGAUAUGUGGCUCCAGAAAUUUUAAAUUCUGCAGUAAGAAAUCAAUAAUCAGAGAGUUGUGAUAUCUUUAGUUGUGGAUGCAUCUUUUAUAGAUUGUAUGUUUAAUAAAUUUAAUAAUAUAGAAUAACAGGUAAAAAUGUAUUUAAAGGUCGAACAUAUGAUGAAUUACUCCAUAAAAAUAAGUAAUGUUUAAUUGACUUUAAUGUUAAGUAAGAACAACAUAGUAAUCAGAAUGCAAUAAAAUUAUUACAUUCAAUGCUUAGGAAAAAUCCUGAUGAAAGAAUAACAGCUAAAGCAGCAUUACAAAGUAGUUAUUUUUAUAAUGAAUCUCUCUUCUCAAUAAAUGAUGAAAAUUGGGACUCAUCUCCUCUUGUUAAUCAGCUACCUCAAUUUACGGCUACGAUUGGCAGAGUAUUUUAGUUAACAGCUCGAGAUUUUACCAGUUAGAAACUCAUCAUUCCGAAAUAGAGAGAUAAUAAUUUCUAUUCCCCCUAAUUAAGUCCUAUUAGAAAAGAUUAAUAAUGA